Molecule: messenger RNA, 2138 nt
Organism: Papaver somniferum (opium poppy)
Lineage: Eukaryota; Viridiplantae; Streptophyta; Magnoliopsida; Ranunculales; Papaveraceae
Product: ATP synthase subunit beta, mitochondrial-like
Exons: 9
Coding region: 160-1833 (557 amino acids)
Biological process (GO): proton transmembrane transport; proton motive force-driven mitochondrial ATP synthesis
Molecular function (GO): ATP hydrolysis activity; proton-transporting ATP synthase activity, rotational mechanism; ATP binding
Source: RefSeq, a predicted model, not a curated record
AUAUCCUCUCUUGCCUCUCCCUAGAAAUGAACUUCACUUUCUGAAAACCCUAAAAAAUAAAACCUCUCCACAUCUCUCUCUAUAUUCAGAGGUAGACUCUGAAGAAACAGUCAAGAAGAACAUAAGAAGAAGAAGAAGAAGAAGCCAUUAGAUCUCUUCAUGGCUUCUCGGAAGGUUUUAUCAUCUCUAUUGAGAUCUUCAGCAAGAAGAUCUGGAUCUAAAUCUUCAUUUAUCAGAUCACCAUCACCAUCUCCUUCACCUAUUACUCGUGCUUCACCAAAGGGUUAUUUAUUGAAUCGAGUUUUAGAUUAUGCAACCACUGCUGCUGCUGCUACAGCACCAUCAACAUCUCCAUCGACAACGACGAAAACUGGAUCUAAAGGUAAAAUCACUGAUGAGUUUACAGGAGCUGGUGCGAUCGGAAGUGUGUGCCAAGUUAUUGGUGCUGUUGUUGAUGUUAGAUUUGAAGAAGGAUUACCUCCGAUCUUGACUGCUCUUGAGGUUUUGGAUAAUUCCAUCCGAUUGGUUUUGGAAGUUGCUCAGCAUUUGGGAGAGAACAUGGUUAGGACUAUUGCUAUGGAUGGUACUGAAGGUCUUGUUAGAGGUCAACGGGUUCUUAACACUGGUUCACCUAUCACUGUGCCCGUUGGUAGGGCUACUCUUGGUAGAAUCAUGAACGUUAUUGGAGAGGCUAUUGACGAGAAGGGUGAUAUCAAAACCGAUCACUUCCUGCCCAUCCAUCGUGAAGCCCCUGCCUUUGUUGAGCAAGCUACUGAUCAACAGAUUCUUGUGACUGGUAUUAAGGUCGUGGAUCUGCUUGCACCCUACCAGAAAGGAGGAAAGAUUGGGUUAUUUGGUGGUGCUGGUGUUGGAAAGACUGUGCUCAUUAUGGAGCUUAUUAACAACGUUGCAAAAGCUCAUGGUGGUUUCUCUGUUUUUGCUGGUGUUGGGGAACGUACCCGAGAGGGUAAUGAUCUUUACAGAGAAAUGAUUGAGAGUGGUGUCAUCAAGCUAGGAGACAAGCAGGCUGAAAGCAAGUGUGCUCUUGUGUAUGGUCAAAUGAACGAGCCCCCUGGUGCUCGUGCUCGUGUUGGACUUACUGGUCUGACUGUGGCUGAGCACUUCAGAGAUGCUGAGGGUCAGGAUGUGCUUCUCUUUAUUGAUAACAUUUUCCGUUUCACUCAGGCUAACUCUGAGGUGUCUGCUUUGCUUGGUCGUAUCCCAUCUGCUGUUGGUUAUCAACCAACUUUGGCUACCGAUCUUGGAGGUCUGCAAGAGCGUAUCACUACCACUAAAAAGGGUUCCAUCACAUCCGUCCAAGCUAUUUAUGUCCCUGCUGAUGAUUUGACUGAUCCAGCUCCUGCAACCACUUUUGCCCAUCUUGACGCCACAACUGUGCUCUCUAGACAGAUUUCUGAGCUUGGUAUCUACCCUGCCGUCGAUCCCCUUGAUUCUACAUCUCGUAUGCUCUCACCUCAUAUCUUGGGAGAGGCUCACUACAACACCGCUCGUGGUGUACAAAAGGUUCUUCAGAACUACAAGAAUCUACAAGAUAUUAUUGCCAUUUUGGGUAUGGAUGAGCUCAGUGAAGAUGACAAGUUGACAGUUGCUCGUGCCCGUAAAAUUCAGAAGUUCCUAAGUCAGCCUUUCCAUGUUGCUGAAGUUUUCACUGGUGCACCCGGGAAGUAUGUGGAAUUGAAAGAAAGCAUCACCAGUUUCCAGGGUGUAUUGGAUGGGAAAUAUGAUGAUCUAUCAGAGCAUUCGUUUUACAUGGUUGGAGGAAUUGAGGAGGUGAUGGCCAAGGCUGAGAAAAUUGCAAAGGAGAAUGCUUAAUCAGAAGUAGAGACUUUUAUCUUCUUUCAGCCAAUCACAUGACUUACAAAGAUCAAUAAUUUGAUUUGUUGCUUGCAAUUUGUAGAAGUUGCAGUUUUUCAAGAUCAACUUUGUCUCUGCCUACUCCCAUCUUAUUUUUCUCCUUUAAUUUUAAUUUUUGUGUUGCUGUUUUGGGUGAAUUUAUGUAGUGGGUAGAACCCAGAGGAAAGGCCUGCAUUGCCAGGCUAUAAAUUACUUCCUUUUUUGUUCAAAAAAUAAUGAGAUAAAGAAGAAGGAACUGAGGUACUUGUUUAUAGUUUCUGGUA